AUCCGCAAGAGUGAAGGGGUGAGAAUGGAGCCCGUGAAUCCACAGGAAUAAUAAGCGUCUCAAACUGCUUUAAAACUUGAACAACUCUAUAAACAAACAUGGAUACAUUUAGACUUCGCUUCAUACUACUCUACUCUUCAAUUCUAAGCGUCGGGGCUCAAUUCACGACAGGUGGCUGUACGUUUGACGAUGGCCCAGCCCAGUGUGACUACCAGCAGGAUCCCUACGAUGACUUUGACUGGACCCAUGUCAGCGCACAGGAAGUGCCAUACUUAUCGUCUGAACUGCCUCAAGGUUCCUACAUGAUGGUGGACUCCUCCCAGCACGACGCCGGAGAGAAGGCACGCAUCCAGCUGCCAGUAAUGAAGGAAAACGACACCCACUGUAUUGACUUCAACUACUUAUUGUACACCCAAGAUGGCUCCAGUCCCGGGACGCUGAACAUCCUGGUGAAGGUCAACAAAGGUCCCAUGGCUAAUCCCAUUUGGAAUGUGACCAGCUACACCGGGAAGGAAUGGCUCCGCGCUGAGCUGGCCGUCAGUACCUUCUGGCCCAACGAGUAUCAGGUCAUAUUUGAGGCGGAGGUCUCUGACGGGAAGACAGGCUUCAUUGCGAUUGAUGACAUCCAGGUUUUGAGCUAUCCAUGUGAUAAAUCGCCUCACUUCCUGCGCCUGGGAGAUGUGGAAGUCAACGCGGGGCAGAACGCUACCUUCCAGUGCAUCGCUACCGGCCGGGAUGCCAACAACAACAAACUGUGGCUGCAGAGGAGAAAUGGGGAGGACAUUCCCGUGGCGUCGACUAAGAACAUCAACCACAGGCGGUUCGCUGCCUCGUUCAGACUGAAGGAAGUGACUAAUCUGGACCAAGACCUUUAUCGAUGUGUCACCCAAUCAGAGAGAGGAUCUGGUGUGUCCAAUUUCGCCGGACUCAUCGUCAGAGAACCCCCGCGGCCUAUCGCACCCCCUCAGCUGCUGGGUGUUGGGCCCACCUACCUUCUGAUCCAGCUCAAUGCCAACUCCAUAUUCGGGGACGGCCCUAUCAUUCUGAAGGAGGUGGAGUAUCGUAUGACAUCAGGGAGCUGGAUAGAGACCCAUGCUGUCAACUCCCCUAACUACAAGCUGUGGCACCUGGACCCAGACACAGAGUACGAGAUCCGUGUGCUGCUCACCAGACCAGGGGAGGGUGGCACCGGCCAGUCUGGACCUCCUCUCAUCACCAGGACCAAGUGUGCCGAGCCGAUGCGGACCCCGAAGAAGCUGAAGAUUGCGGAGACCCAGGCCAGGUUCAUCGCUGUGGACUGGGAGUCUCUGGGCUACAACAUCACCCGCUGCCACACCUUCAACGUCACCAUCUGCUACCAUUACUACAACGCCAACAAUCAGACCAAGGCCGACUGCCUGGACAUGGACCCCAAGGCCCCACGCCACGUGGUGGGCAACCUGCCCCCCAACACCAACGUCAGCCUCAAGAUGAUCCUCACCAACCCCGAGGGACGCAAGGAGAGCGACGAGACCAUCAUCCAGACAGAUGAAGAUGUGCCUGGCCCCGUUCCCAGCCAGUCCAUGAAAGCCACACCGUUUGAGGAUCGGAUCUUCCUCUACUGGAAGGAACCACUGGAGCCCAAUGGGAUCAUCACCCAGUAUGAGAUCAGCUACAGUGGUAUUCGGUCCUUUGACCCCUCGGUGCCGUUACUGCGGCCUCCUCUGAUCGUGUCUCUGCCCUGGAACACUUCUCACCACGUCUUCAACCAGCUCCACCCUGGCACCACCUACCAGUUCAUCAUACGAGCCAGCACCGUCAAGGGCUUCGGGCCCCCAACCACACUCAACAUCACCACCAACAUCUCUGCCCCAACUCUGGAGGAGUAUGAUGGGUCCGAGGCAUUUCUGAAUGAGACGGCCACCACCAUCACGGUCCUACUGAAGCCAGCUCAGGCCAAAGGUGCCCCUAUCAGUGCUUAUCAGAUCGUAGUGGAGGAGCUGAAUCCUCAUCGCACACGCAGGGAGGCCAGCUCCGUGGACUGCUACCAGGUCCCAGUCUCCUUCCACGCCUCCAGUGGCGGUUCACCGUAUUACUUUGCGGCAGAACUCCCGCCUGGGAACCUUCCGGAGCCUUCUCCGUUUACGGUGGGCGACAACAAGACAUACCACGGCUUCUGGAACCCUCCGCUCGCUCCCAGGAAGAACUAUAACAUCUACUUCCAGGCCGUCAGCAGCGUGGAGAAGGAAACAAAAACACAAUGUCUGAGACUUGCAACAAAAGGAGCUACAGAGGAACCAGAGGUGAUCCCGGACCCGGCUAAGCAGACAGACAGGGUGGUGAAGAUCGCUGGCAUCAGUGCUGGGGUGCUGGUGUUUAUCCUGCUGGUGCUGGUAGCCAUUCUUCUGGUCAAGAAGAGGAAACUGGCCAAGAAGCGCAAAGACGCCAUCGGGAACACUCGGCAGGAGAUGACCCACAUGGUGAACGCCAUGGACCGCAGUUAUGCUGAUCAGAGCACGCUCCACGCUGAGGAUCCCAUGGCCGUCACCUUUAUGGACUCGCACAACUUCAGCAACAGAUAUGAGAACCACACUGCGGCUGCUGCUGCAGAGUCCAGUCGGCUGCUGGACGUGCCUCGGUACCACUGUGAGGGGACAGAGUCGCCCUACCAGACCGGUCAGCUGCACCCAGCCAUCAGGGUGGCUGACCUGCUCCAACACAUCAACCUGAUGAAGACCUCCGACAGCUACGGCUUCAAGGAGGAAUAUGAGAGUUUUUUUGAAGGCCAGUCCGCUUCCUGGGACGUGGCAAAGAAAGACACUAACAGAACCAAGAACCGCUAUGGAAACAUCAUUGCAUACGAUCAUUCUAGGGUGAUCCUGCAACCAAUGGAAGACGACCCUUCCUCUGACUACAUCAACGCCAACUACAUUGACGGUUACCAGAGGCCAAGUCACUACAUUGCAACCCAAGGGCCUGUCCAUGAGACAGUCUAUGAUUUCUGGAGGAUGGUCUGGCAAGAGCAGUCUGCCUGUAUCGUCAUGGUCACCAACCUAGUGGAAGUUGGACGGGUGAAGUGUUACAAGUACUGGCCCGAUGAUGCUGAGGUCUAUGGUGAUUUCAAAGUGACAUUUGUGGAGGUGGAGCCCCUUGCUGAAUAUGUGGUCAGAACGUUCACCUUGGAGAGGAGAGGCUUUAACGAGCUGCGGGAGGUGAAGCAGUUUCAUUUCACCGGCUGGCCUGACCACGGAGUGCCCUACCACGCUACAGGCCUCCUCUCCUUCAUCCGCCGGGUCAAAAUGUCCAACCCCCCCAGCGCUGGGCCCAUCGUGGUGCACUGCAGCGCCGGAGCCGGACGCACAGGCUGCUACAUCGUCAUCGACAUCAUGCUGGACAUGGCGGAGAGGGAGGGCGUGGUGGACAUCUACAACUGCGUGAAGGCCCUGCGCUCCAGACGCAUCAACAUGGUACAGACUGAGGAGCAGUACAUCUUUAUCCAUGACGCCAUCCUAGAGGCCUGUCUGUGUGGCGAGACGGCCAUCCCCGCCUGCGAGUACAAAGCAGCUCACUACGACAUGAUCAGGAUAGACUCACAGAGCAACUCCUCACACCUCAAAGACGAAUUCCAGACCCUGAACUCGGUGACCCCUCAGCCGCAGCCAGAGGACUGCAGCAUCGCCCUGCUCCCCAGGAACCACGAGAAGAACCGCUUCAUGGACAUGCUGCCUCCAGACCGCUGUCUGCCCUUUCUGAUCACCAUUGACGGGGAGAGCAGCAACUACAUCAACGCUGCCCUCAUGGAUAGCUACAGACAGCCAGCAGCCUUCAUCGUGACCCAGCACCCUCUGCCCAACACGGUCAAAGACUUCUGGAGGCUGGUGUACGACUACGGCUGCACGUCCCUGGUCAUGCUCAAUGAGAUUGACCUAGCGCAGGGCUGUCCUCAGUAUUGGCCUGAAGAGGGGAUGCUUCGCUACGGUCCUGUCCAAGUUGAAUGUAUGUCCUGCUCCAUGGAUUGUGACGUCAUCAGCCGUCUCUUCAGAAUAUGUAACCUCACCAGACCUCAGGAGGGCUACCUGAUGGUGAGGCAGUUCCAGUACCUGGGCUGGGCCGCCCACAGAGAAGUGCCAGCGUCCAAGCGCUCCUUCCUGAAGCUCAUACUGCAGGUGGACAAGUGGCAGGAGGAGUGUGAGGAGGGAGAGGGACGCACCAUCAUCCACUGCCUGAACGGAGGCGGCCGCAGCGGCAUGUUCUGUGCUAUCAGCAUCGUGUGUGAGAUGAUCAAGAGGCAGAAUGUGGUGGACGUGUUCCACGCCGUCAAGAGCCUGAGGAACAGCAAGCCCAACAUGGUGGACAGCCCGGAGCAGUAUCGUUUCUGCUACGACCUUGCUCUGGAGUUCCUCGAGACAUCUUAGCCAAGAAGACGGGACGAAACAGAACUCCAGAACCUGGUAGCCAUUCCAACACUACAGAUCCUUUGGAGGUGGGCAUCGUUGACUAAGCCUAUACAGACUGCUAUAGAUGGUUUUUGGAUUUUUUUUGAAAACUCUUUAAUGUUUCUAAUUGUACUGGGAGUAUGAUGUGAGUGGUUUGUAAAUGUCUCCAUUGUACUUCGCCGUGUUCAGUGCCAGAGAGACAAGUGUCGGCCACUAGGCCACAUUUGCUUCAAUGUCUUUCGCAGAUUUAGUUAUUUUUUACGUGCAGCCAUUGUAAAAAAAAAAAAAUAUGGGUAACACUAAUGCCAAGGUGUUGCAUGCUAAAAACUUUUUUUUAUUUUUAUUUUUUAUAUUAGCAGCAUUAUUGUCAACGAACAAUAUAUAUCUAUAUAUAGAAGUCAAUCACAAAUGUGAAAGAAAAAAUUACAGCUCUCUAUAAGUGCUGACAUGUGACAUUGGCUUGGUAAUGUUUGUAUCGUGGACUGAUGGCUGACUCAUUUUGUUUUUAUUUUGUAGCAAAUCUUAAUCAUAAGCCAAAGACUUAUGUAAAUAUGUCUAUAUGGAUAAAGCACAUUGUUUGUAUCUAUCGUUUACUUACAUUCCUUUUUGAAGGCUUAAAACAAUCAUCUUCAUUCCAUGUUUACCUAUGCCUUUAAACUGUAAACAUUUAAUGUCGUUUUUUUAAAGUAUUAAGGUAAAUUUCAGUAGUAGUAUCUUAUUUUCAAUGUUUUCUUAUCUUCUGUGUGAUGUUACAGUGGUUAAUUUGUGUAAAACAUGCUUGUGAAUUCUACCCAUGCAGAUAGAAUAUCAGAAGGGCAAGUGACAACCAUGAAAGAGUUCUAUUUUUUUUCUGAUGAUCUUCUAACCUGUAUUGGUAUUUUGGAAAAACAAAAGGAACAUGUUAGAGAAAUAAAAUGAAUUAUAAUCAGUAUUAGAUACAGCUUGUUAAGAUGUAAGCCAACACAGCAGAGGCAUGUGUUGGGGCAGCUAUACUGAUUUGGGACAUGAGUGGACCUCCUGGAGAAAAGGAAACAAGUCAUUAUCGUGUGGAGUUUAGUUAUGUUUCAUAUAUUUUAUUUUUUUUGUCUGUAAUUGUUGGCUUAUUGGCUGUAAUAAAACAUUUAAAUAUUUGAAUAAAAUGUAAUUGUGUAAGACAUCA
Salvelinus namaycush (lake trout) is the source of this 5574-nucleotide messenger RNA. RefSeq names its product receptor-type tyrosine-protein phosphatase kappa. The record is from RefSeq and is a predicted model, not a curated record. Gene Ontology annotation, biological process: protein dephosphorylation. NCBI's taxonomy places the organism in Eukaryota, Metazoa, Chordata, Actinopteri, Salmoniformes, Salmonidae. Gene Ontology annotation, cellular component: membrane. The coding region runs from base 99 to 4394 and encodes 1431 amino acids. The transcript has 30 exons. Gene Ontology annotation, molecular function: protein tyrosine phosphatase activity; protein binding.